Molecule: messenger RNA, 1446 nt
Organism: Fusarium odoratissimum NRRL 54006
Lineage: Eukaryota; Fungi; Ascomycota; Sordariomycetes; Hypocreales; Nectriaceae
Exons: 6
Coding region: 242-1327 (361 amino acids)
Source: RefSeq, a predicted model, not a curated record
AAAAAAACAAGGGAAUCUCCGUCAGUCCACGAUUGCCGGGGUUAACCUUGUGCUGAGCUAUCGCCAGCUUUAUUUAGGGGUUUUAUCGUCAUUAUCCCCCAGCAACUUUCGUGACGAUCAUUCUGCGUUUUUGUCAACUCUGUUACAUUGCAUUGCAUGGUCCCAACGAAAGCAUAAACGCUCUUUAUUUAUUUGCUUUUUUGUUUCUGUUUAAUGCUGUAAUUUCAUCUGGAGUCUCACAAUGGUUUCUGCGCCGUCGGGCGCCGCUGUGCUGGCAGUGAACUUCAGCCUUAUUACGCUGGCUGCUGCCAUCAUCGGUGCUCGAAUCUACCUACGGCUCGUCAUACAGAAGCAAAGGCUCGUCGCUGCAGAUUGGUUGAGGGUUGCAGCAUGGAUAUCAGCAUUUGUUACGGCGUCGUUCGACAUCAUCUACAUGAAGGAGGAUGUGUUGAAGCCCGAGAUCAACUACACCCUCGUUAAUUGGAAUGUUGCGCCAGAGAAGCUAUCGAGAGUGCUGCGGUACAUGUGGGCUAGUGUCAUUCCCUUCUUCGUGACCUUCUACCUCUGCAAGGCAUCACUUCUCGUCGUAUAUCUCCAGCUGUUCCCACCGUUCAUGAUCAAGAGAAGGAUCAUUCUUUGGAGUGUAGUUGGUUAUUGUGCAUGCGCAUUGAUCGUGUCACUAUGCCUGCAACUAUUCCUCUGCUUCCCGAUUAAACGAAACUGGUCGAUCUUGGGACCAGAGCCUUUCUGUGAUGACUUUGCCUUGGUCACUACAUUCCAGGUUGCUUGGACGCUGCAUUUUGUUGGGAGUCUUCUGCUCUUCGCUCUUCCAUGGCUAGUUCUGUAUAAGCUCAACAUGCGGAAGAGGGUCAAGAUCGGUGUCUACUGCGUUUUCCUUCUCGGAAUAAUCGACAUUGCAUUCUCGCUCACGCGCUUCUUGACUAUUCAACUCACAAACGUCGGAGACUUUCGUUCCAUCACAACGAUUGAACUUUGGAGUGGCCUCGACGUUUUCAUCGGCCUCAUCAUUGCAUGCCUCCCAGCUCUCCGACCAUAUCUCCGCAGAAAGGGUUCCAAAUACGACUACAACUACAACACAUCGGGCAGACCGAACAACUCCUCCGGCGCACCAGUUCGCAGAGCAGCACAAAGUGGCUUCGAAGAAAUCGACGAAACACCAUCUCUAGAAGGCGACCCCGACCCAGGCCCAUGGACAGGAUCACAUUCACCGGAGCUCGCGGCAGGCUGGAGUGAUAAGAAGAGCAACAGAAGCGAUAUCGAGCUUGUUAGUCUCGAUGUAACGGCCAAGGAUAGGACGAUUGUAUAAAAUGAGAUCAUGUACAUAAAAGCCAACUAAUUACACUGUUCAUAUUCAUGUCGGAACGACCAGCUCUUGUUUAAUUUGCAGACUUGAAAUUCAGGGUGAGCUAAAUAUGUGAGUGAGAG